Radiomyces spectabilis is the source of this 1754-nucleotide messenger RNA. RefSeq lists its product as uncharacterized. The transcript is spliced from 8 exons. The coding region runs from base 195 to 1577 and encodes 460 amino acids. Lineage: Eukaryota; Fungi; Mucoromycota; Mucoromycetes; Mucorales; Radiomycetaceae. The record is from RefSeq and is a predicted model, not a curated record.
AAAGGUGAUGUGCUUGCUCUUCUUUUCGGGAAUAAGUAAUAUGAGACUGCUUUUUCGACCCGGUGGAGAAAAAAAAAUUGCAGUUUUUGACCCGAUCCACGAUCCGAAAACCACUCCGCUUGUCGACGGAUUGAUGAAAGUGACAUCUCCCGGUCCUUCUUCCUCCCCUCGUAGCUUGUCAGGCAGUGAAUAGAAUGGUUCGAACCAAAAAAACAGCACGACUUCAGACUAUGAUCAAUGGUUUGCGGUCCAGUGAAGAUAUCAAAAAUGGCUUGAUCGAGGCUUCAAACGCGUCUCCUCGUUCCUUAUCAAGCCCUCAGGCAUCGUCCCGAGGAUCGACAGCAUCCACAACCUCUGGCGAUGCAAACAAAAGACCAGAAUGUCCAGAUAACAGCCAUUCGACACAUACCCUUGUUUCAUACCCCGUGGUUGAAGGACAUUAUGGCGGGGUGUUGGACAGUCUGAAUAUCAUGCAUCGUUUUUCGUUUCUGCCGUCCCCGUUCGCUCUUUCGCCACACUAUGAUCAGUUACUCAAGAUGGAAAGGGAACGUAAAUGGAUUAAAAUACGAGCUGUAUGUCAUGAUGUGACAGAGGAAGAAAUGCAUCUCAUGCUUACAGAUUGUCAAGAAAACGAAGAUGAAGUGAUGUUGCGGCUCAUCACGCAAGCCGACUAUUUGGCCAACAUCCGUCGACUCAUAAACUCACAGCAGAACCAUACAGCAAAGAAGCAAGAGACAGCAGCACGUCCACUAGUGUUGUCUGCCCCUAAACCCCUUCCGGACCUGAUUUUGCCUGCUCCGCCAACACAAAAAGUGGAACCGCUUUCACCGCCAACGCCAGUGCCACAGGCAUUGGAAAAAAAGAUUCAAUUUACACCGAUACAGCCAAAAAUAGUGCCCAGUACUGUUACUGCUCAGCCGCUAACCGAGGCAUCUCCGGUACCAACCACUAUAGAAAAACCCGCGAAAAAGGAUAAAAGGUGGAACCGUAUGAAUGGCCGAUUGGCAUUGGAUGAUGCAUUGAAGCAGGCGGAAGAGAAAAGCAACUUUGAAGGGUGGUCUCAAGCUCGCAUUCGUGCAUAUCAAAUGAUUGAUCAGAAUCCCAACAGUUACUACUAUCGGUUCAAUGCGCCUGGAGAGGAACAGCGCAAAGGGCAAUGGUCUGAAGAAGAAAAAAGACUCUUCUUUGAUCGGCUCAAAGAAGUGGGAGCAAACUCACAGUGGGGUAUUUUUUCCAUGGCCAUUCCCGGCCGCGUAGGAUAUCAGUGCUCCAACUUUUAUCGACUGUUGAUUGAAACACAGCAGAUUCAUGAUCCGAACUACGUGUUGGAUGAAAAGGGCAAGGCACAUUAUUUAUUUGACAAGAAAACUGCCGACGGACAGGUGGAAAAGAUCUUUCGAAAACACAGCAAGCAUGGUUCACACAAGCCAACCGAUAAUGCAGACAAACGCAAACCAAAGAAGCGGAAAAGACGAUACGAUACUGAUGAAGAUUCGUCGGGCGAAGAUGAGGAUGAUAAAGAGUAUAAGAACUACAACGUUAGUCGUCGUAUUACCCGACAAACGGCCCAACCUUGAUAAAACCCAAAGCGAUCACAUACACAGUGUGGAAAAUAUGGGCAGUCUUUUUUCAGAAAUACACAACUUUGACACUGCAUAAUAUGAUAUUCCUGUCUCUGUUUAGCCUCUGCAUGAAGCACUGCCUGCUGAGAUUGAGGAGCUUGUUAUUCACGUACACAAUUGAUUUGAAAAAUU